AUGGUCGGUGACAGUGGGUAUCUGGUGAAGUCUAUACUUUCUGCCUGGCUCCUGGAAGAAACCUCGGGCAAUUUGUCGGCAUAUGACCUAAUAGCUCCUAACACUGUUCUCGUUAUUUCAUUAAAAGAUCCAGCAAUUUUGUCGGGUAUACCGCAUGUGCAGGCCUUGGUUGAACACUUUGAUUGCAUUAUUGAGUGGCAUUCAACAGAAGGAGCAGCUACUACAGCAAAUCAAAAAGUUGCAACUAUAUAUGGCGCUCCUAGCGAUCUUGUUCGUUGUGAGCUUCUAGUUAAAACUAUUCUCUCCCGCGCUUCAAGUAUUGCUACUUACGCAAAAAAAUUUAAAGAUCUACUCUCUGAGCUUUCGUGGAAAGGUGAACUUGUAUCCCCAUUUGUUUAUACACCCGGUUUCGCUCUGGUUGAAGAAAAUGCAGUGUUUGCAGCCGGAGUACCAAGUUCGAGAAAACUAUCGUCAUUUGUACUUCCUUCAUGCCAUGUUAUUGCAGCUGGUGGAAUUAGUCAGGCUAUUAAUUCUAUCCGAUCUAAGGCUGGUGUUAAUGCUUCCAUAACCCUUGAAUGCAGUACAUAUGAACUUGCAUUAGCUGGAGCGAAGAACGGCGUGAAUUGUGUUCGUUUUACUAACCUAAACGCUAAGGACUUGGAAAAGUAUUCAAAAUUGCUAAAAUCCGCCAAGUCAUCGUUGAUUAUUGAAGCUUCUGUGGACAUCGACGAGUCAAAUUUGAAGGAGUUCGCAUUACCAAAUGUAGAUGUCUUGACGACUCCAAAACUUUUCAACGGAUAUCCAACAAUUGAGGUCGUUUUGCGAUAUGAAGUCUUGAAAGAUUCCGAACAGAUUCAAAAAUACAAAGUUGGUAAGUUUAUCGCUCGGUUUAUCAAUCUUUUAAUAAUCGUGCUAUUCCGUUCUGGAUAA
This is a messenger RNA of Rodentolepis nana, 930 nucleotides long. The record is from the annotation of a GenBank genome assembly. Lineage: Eukaryota; Metazoa; Platyhelminthes; Cestoda; Cyclophyllidea; Hymenolepididae.